Artibeus jamaicensis (Jamaican fruit-eating bat) is the source of this 2802-nucleotide messenger RNA. RefSeq names its product HAUS augmin like complex subunit 2 (gene HAUS2). The transcript has 6 exons. Gene Ontology annotation, biological process: spindle assembly; microtubule nucleation; centrosome cycle. Gene Ontology annotation, cellular component: mitotic spindle microtubule; centrosome; HAUS complex. The record is from RefSeq and is a predicted model, not a curated record. The coding region runs from base 51 to 758 and encodes 235 amino acids. NCBI's taxonomy places the organism in Eukaryota, Metazoa, Chordata, Mammalia, Chiroptera, Phyllostomidae.
AGCGGCCGUUCCGCUAGUUCUCAGCGCCAGCCGGGAGGUGGGUCUCAGUCAUGGCUGCGGCGAACUUUUGGGACCCGGCGUCCGCGCCAAACGGUGCUGGGCUACUGCUGGGCCAUUUCGUAGCUUCGGGGAUAGUCACUCAGGAGAUGUUAAAUAUAUCUAAGAAAUCAACUCCUUGCUUUGUGAACUUCUCCAGGCUUCAGCAGAUCACAAAUAUGCAAGCUGAAAUCAAUCAGAAAAACCUAGAAAUUGAACUUCUAAAACUAGAAAAAGAUACAGCAGAUAUUGUUCAUCCUUCCUUUUUGGCUCAGAAGUGUCAGACUCUGCAAAGCAUGAAUAACCAUUUGGAAGCUGUGCUGAAAGAGAAGUGGUCCCUCAGGCAGAGACUGUUAAAACCCAUGUGCCAGGAACACCUGCCUAUUGAAGCUGGUUAUCACAGUUACUUGGUACAUUUGCUGGAGUUGGCAGUGACUUUCAUUGAGAGAUUAGAAACCUAUCUUGAAACAAUUAGAAAUAUUCCUCACUUAGAUGAACGUGUAAAGAAAAUGAGCAAGGCUUUAGCCGAGAUGGAUAUUUUGGUGACUAAGACAGAAGAACUGGCAGAGAAUAUACGCAAGUGGCGAGAACAACAAAAAGAAGUUUCCUCUUGUAUCCCCAAAAUAUUAGCUGAAGAAAAUUUUCCUCCCAAACAUCAUGUUACAACACCUCCUUUACCUCUUACUUCUGAAGUUCAUGUCCAGAAUGUUAAUGCCAAAUGAUUCAGCUGUAUAAUCUUAAGUCAAUUUCUAGUCAAUGAUAAUAUGGGUAAUUUGUAGGCUUUGCUGCUAGCAGUACUAAAAGAGCCCUCACAGUAUUGAAGUACUAAGAUUCCAAGUUCAUUAAGACCAAACAAAAUUUACUUUUAAAAAGUCUCGCGCAUGGAUAUGUUUAUUCGGAGUCAGAGAGAAAUACUGUGUGAGAGAGAAACAUCAACCUGGUGCCUCAAAUAGGUGUCCCAGCUGGGCUCGGACCCGCAGCCUCUUAGAAUACGGACGGCACUCCCACCAGCUGAGCCACCUGGCCAAGGCUGCUUUGUUUUUAUAUAUUUUUAUUCCACUUUUCAAUGAAAUUUAGGAAGAUCAAGUAUACCUAUGACAGUUCAUUAAUGAGAGUGUCUCCGUAGCUGAAGCAGCAGACUCUACAUCUUUUUUUUUUAAUGCUUGUUUCUGAAUUAGAAGAGUCUCCUUGAAUCUGAAAGAAUGUUGAUUAUUCCUGUGAGAUUGUCACUAAAUGUGCAAAAAAGAAUAACAUACUGUCUUUUAAAGGGCUUGCUUAAAGGUGGGACCUUUGCUGGUGUCUGGGAACUUAAGUUUCCAGAGGCUUCCUCCACUCUCACUGAUAAGAGUUCUCUGUGAUGAAGCUGUGUGUACAGCGUAGUUUUUGCCGAAUGCCUGCCUUUCUUCUGGGAGUCUAGAUUUUGGUACAUGCUAGGUAGAUGGUACGUAUGUGACUGGCAUACAAAAAUAGCCCUGGACAUGGCAUCUCUUCCGUGAUAGACAUUUCACACAUGCCACAGUUCGGGUGCGGGGGACUUGGGCACAUCCUCUGUGACUCCACUGGCAGAGACUCUGAGAGCUAAGCCUGGUUUGCCCCAGGCUUUGUCCUGUGCACCUUUUCCCUUUGCUCUUUUGCAUUUAUGUUUUUACUGUAAUGAAUUAUAGCCAGGAAUACAGUGACAUGCUGAGUCCUGUGAAUCCUCAAAGCAUGUCAUCAAACCCGAGUAGGGUGAGUCUUGGUGACUCUGACACACUGAGCAAUUCCUGAGGGUGGUCACCGGCAGCCUCAGGAACAGGCAAAGAAAAAGGCACUUGAUGGUAGAACUUUGAGAGGUUUACCUUAUAAAAUGCUCAGAUGUGUUACCCAUAUAAGAUUAUCGUGCAUAUGAAAGGAAGCGGUAUGCCAAAACUUACUAAUACUAAGCAGCCUCUGAAUGUAUUCAUUCGUAUCAGUAGUAUUACUACCCCUGGCUUAUUUUCAGACUUGGGAUUCUCUUUUGCUUUAAAAUGUGUACAUCAGUAUUUUUUUUAAUUUUGUUUUUUAUCCUCACCCAAGGACAUUUUUUGCAUCAUUUUUAGAGAGAGGACAGGGGAGAGAGAAACAUCAGUUGGUUGUCUCCUGUAUGCACCCAGACUGAGGAUCAAACCUGAAACUCAGGUAUGUGCCUUGACUGGGAAUUGAACCUGCAGCCUUUUGGUUACAGGUUGAUGCUCCAACCAACUGAGUCACAUGGAUCAGGGCACAUCGAUAUUUUUAUACUAUUGUCUGUCUGUCUCACUGUGGUUCACUGGUCCUUGCAUUCAUCACACUCAACACAAGAAGACCUCAGCACAGUGGAUGAGUAAAGUAGUUGUUCGUAAGGUGACAGGAUCGUUGCCGAAAAGUAACCUACAAAAGCAACUAGGGAUAUUUUGAAGCCUAUUUUGCUGACUUUUGCACAUGAGUUAUAGAACAGUGGUCAUACAUGUUAAAACAUUGCCUAACACUUAAGCAAACUUCUCAGUUGUAUUUCAUCAGAAAUCUGUUCGGGUCUAGCCUUGGUUUCAAACAUAUUACUAUGCUGUUUCUUCAUGUGAUUUCCUAUAAUAGUUUAUAUAUACUGGGUGGGGCAAAAGUAGAUUUACAGUUGAUCAGAUGGAAAAUAAUAUGACACAAUUAACUUUCACAUACAACUGUAACCCUGCCUUUGCCCCACGCUGUAUAUAAUAUGUAAGGGUGAGCUAUAUAUAUAAUGUCUUUCUCAAAAUAAAAAAUCUUAAUUUCUAA